CAUCUGUUGACCAAAGGGUCUUUGGACAGUCAUGAGCCCCUCUUCUGUCGCUUCGUCCUCCACAGGUUCAGACGGAGGCUACUCUGAUUGGAAUGACGAGGUAGAGCUAUCUACCCAGUCCCUCUUUGACGACUCUCUACACCCUACCCCCGACGCGGCCAUUCAACAUGAUGCUACAAAGCAUGGAUUCGAUUUGCGGCAACGACACCUUGACAUGUAUCAGAUGAUGCGACUGGUCAAUCUGAUCAGAAAAGAGCAUCUGUCCCCAGAGGACGCGUCCAGGAUACCGAGCUCCGAUCCACGGUUGACGGAUGACGCCCUACUGGCUCCUGUCAUACCCGACGAUCCGCUACUUCAGUACUCGUUUGAUGAUGCAUGGUCCGAUGGACCCAGCGAGGCAUCAAUCUCGGUCCAGCUCUCGCACGCUCGUGCAGAGGCCGCCGCGCUCCGAUCAGUGAUCGAUACGGAGGAACCAGAAGCAGUCCCGAGAAGAGUCGACAAUGACUCUCACUACUUUGAUUCGUACAGUGAAAACGAAAUUCAUGAGAUCAUGCUCAAAGACACUGUCCGGACCACGACCUAUGGGAAAUUCAUCCUCUCAAAUCCCGAGAUCUUCAAUGGUGCCACCGUACUGGAUGUGGGGUGCGGCACAGGAAUUCUAUCGAUGUUUGCCGCUAGAGCAGGAGCGAAGAAAGUGUAUGCAGUGGAUGCGUCCGCGUUGGUAGGCAAAACACGCGAGAUUAUAGCCAUAAAUGGUUUCUCAGAUGUGAUCGAGGUGAUCAACCGCAAGAUGGAGGAACUGGAUUUGCCGGAACCUGUAGACGUCAUUAUCAGCGAGUGGAUGGGUUACAUGUUACUGUACGAAUCCAUGCUGGAUUCUGUGCUCGAUGCCCGUGAUCGUUUUCUCAAGCCGACAGGGCUCAUGGCUCCGUCUCAGGCCAAGGUUCUGCUGAGCGGUAUCACUGGUGACAAGGUCCAUGGAGAGAGGGUUGGGUUCUGGAAGAAUAUCUAUGGCUUCGAUAUGAGCGCAAUGAGCAAGGUGCAUCAAGCAGAGGGUCUCAUAGAGAACGUGCCCCACUCUGAAGUCGUGACCGACGAUGUCGUUUUGAGAGACAUUAAUAUUCACUCCGCCACGCCCCGCUCUCUCGACUUUAACACCGCAUUCGACCUCACUGCCACGAGGUCUUGUACCAUGCGGGCGUUCCUCACGCAUUUCGAUGUAUUUUUUGAACUGCAUCGCGAUGCGCUCCACCCUGGGAAAGCCGAUGCGACCAAGUCGUCAGACAAUGUGACGGAACCGCCUCCGAUAACACCCGGCCCGGUCAGCUUUACGACUGGUACGCGUGGGGAUCCGACCCAUUGGCAGCAAGUUGCCUUUCUUUUGAAAGAGCCAAUAGAGCUGGCGAAAGAUGCGCACAUUUCUGGUCAAUUCUACUGUCGUAAAUCAUCCUCCAAUACGCGAGAGUUGGACGUCGAGAUCCACUAUACACUAGAUAAGACUGCCGAGAGACGCACGUGGACCGUACAGACGUAUACAGUGAGGUAGAUGAUGAUGCAAUCAUGACCGAGUGGCCAGUGCUGGGAGAGGGAUCUAGAUCCAGUUGCAUAUGUAGCCCACCCGAGACUCGUUGAGACACUGCCACGGUAUCCAUAUAGUGAGGAUAUUGAGGCGCUGUUGAGCGGACAUUCCGCAUUCGGAGGGCGACAGGGCGGGGGCGACAGAGAAUUAUAAAUAAUAUUAUAGAAGGAGAGGGAAAAAAACAGGAUCUCGAAAAGAAAAAAAGGGGUGAGAGCGGUGAGGCCUGCAGGGUCAAAUAAGAGCAGUCGCAGGGCAAAAGGCAGCGGCGG
Messenger RNA from Kockovaella imperatae, 1848 nucleotides. Its product is annotated as S-adenosyl-L-methionine-dependent methyltransferase. The transcript is spliced from 11 exons. Gene Ontology annotation, biological process: peptidyl-arginine methylation. Bases 32 to 1546 code for a protein of 504 amino acids. Gene Ontology annotation, molecular function: protein-arginine N-methyltransferase activity. NCBI's taxonomy places the organism in Eukaryota, Fungi, Basidiomycota, Tremellomycetes, Tremellales, Cuniculitremaceae. Gene Ontology annotation, cellular component: nucleus. The record is from RefSeq and is a predicted model, not a curated record.